This is a messenger RNA of Dictyostelium discoideum AX4, 1344 nucleotides long. RefSeq names its product 26S proteasome non-ATPase regulatory subunit 12 (gene psmD12). Gene Ontology annotation, cellular component: proteasome complex; nucleus. The transcript has 6 exons. Bases 1 to 1344 code for a protein of 447 amino acids. The record is from RefSeq and is a predicted model, not a curated record. NCBI's taxonomy places the organism in Eukaryota, Evosea, Eumycetozoa, Dictyosteliales, Dictyosteliaceae.
AUGACAAUUGGAUUAGAACCAGCAGUUUCAAGCAAAACCAAAGAUAAAAUGGAGCAAGAUUUAUCUCCAAUUGCUGAUAAAUCAUGUAAAGAAAAUAGAGAACUCGCAAAAAGUGGCAAAUUAAUUGAAGCAAUUGAAAAUUUAUUAAUAACAGAAAAACAAUGUCGUCAAGCAGAGGAUUCACCAUCAACAUCAAAGAUUGCAGCUGAAAUUAUUAAAUUAUGUUAUGAAGCUGGAAGAUUAGAUUUAGUAAAUGAGAAAUUAGUAUUAUUAUCAAAGAGAAGAGGUCAACUCAGACCAGCCAUCAAAGCUAUCGUUCAAGAAUCAAUGGUAUAUGUCGAUCAAAUUACUGAUAUGAAACAAAAAUUAGAAUUAAUUGAUACUCUUAGAACAAUUUCAGAUGGAAAAAUUUUUGUUGAAAAUGAAAGAGCAAGAUUAACAAAAACAUUAUCAAAAAUUAAAGAGGAUGAAGGUGAUAUUGCAUCAGCAGCAAAAAUUCUCCAAGAUUUACAAGUUGAAACCUAUGGUACAAUGGAAAAGAGAGAAAAGAUUACAUUCUUUAUUGAUCAAAUGCGUAUUUGUAUGAAUAAUAAAGAUUUUAUUAGAGCACAAUUGAUAGGUAACAAAGUUAAUAGAAAAACUUUGGCUGAAGAUGAGAAUCAAGAUCUUAAAAUCGAUUAUUUCAAACAAAUGAUCCGUUACUUUUCUCAUAGUGCAAAUUAUAUUGAGAUUGCACGUUGUUAUCUCUCAAUCUAUGAUACUCCUUCCGUUGAAAAAGAUACACCUCAAUUACUUCAAACACUUAAAUACAUUUGUAUCUAUGUAAUUCUCUCUGCUUCUUCAAAUGAACAAUCUGAUCUCUUAAAUAGAGUUUAUGAAUUUAAACCAUUAACUGAUAUUCAAAAUUAUAAAGAUUUAUUAAAUCAAUUUAAGACAUUAGAAUUAAUUAGAUGGAGUACAUUCUUUGAACUUAAUAAACCAGAAUUAGAUUCACAAACAGUUUUCAAAACUGAACCAAAUGCAUGGGAAGAUUUACGUAAGAGAGUUAUUGAACAUAAUAUUCGUGUUAUUUCAACUUAUUAUCAAAAGAUUUCAACUGCAAGACUUGCAGAGUUAUUGGAUCUUUCUUUAGAUGAAUCAGAAAAAUUCGUUUCAGAUUUAGUUUCAAAUAAAACUAUCUUUGCAAAGAUUGAUAGACCAGCUGGUAUUGCAACAUUCACCACAACCAAUGAUCCAAAUAAAGUUUUGAAUGCUUGGGCAAAUAAUAUUACUUCAUUAUUAGAUUUAGUUGAAAAAACAAAUCAUUUAGUUCAAAGAGAGUUUAUGCUCCAUAAAAUUAAUUAA